This is a messenger RNA of Ananas comosus (pineapple), 1439 nucleotides long. Its product is annotated as UPF0183 protein At3g51130. Lineage: Eukaryota; Viridiplantae; Streptophyta; Magnoliopsida; Poales; Bromeliaceae. The record is from RefSeq and is a predicted model, not a curated record.
CCUCCGCCCCGGAUUCGGCAUCGGCCCCUUCAACCUCGGCAUGCCUAUUUGUGAAGCGUUUGCUCAAGUAGAACAUCAACCAAACAUAUAUGACGUGGUUCAUGUGAAGUAUCUUGAUGAGGAGCCUUUAAAAUUGGACAUUGUUAUCAGCUUCCCUGAUCAUGGGUUUCAUCUUCGUUUUGACCCUUGGUCACAGAGACUGCGUCUUAUUGAGAUAUAUGAUGUUAAACGGCUGCAAAUGCGCUAUGCGAAGAAUCUAAUUGGUGGUUCCUCGACGUUAGCCACUUUUGCAGCAGUAUAUGACCUGUUUGGUCCUACAUUUCCUGGAAUCUAUGACAAACAAAGAGGGAUUUAUACUUUAUUUUAUCCGGGCUUGUCCUUCGCUUUUCCAAUUCCCACCCAAUAUGCAAACAUCUUCAGCAAUGGAGAAGUACUAGCAGAGUUACCUCUGGAAUUUCCAGAUGGAACAACCCCAGUUGCAUGCCGUGUUUCUGUGUAUGACAGCUCAUCGGACAGUAAGGUUGGUGUCGGAUCCUUGAUGAAUAAAGCUUCAGUUCCUCCAUUACUUGCUGGCAGCUUAUACAUGGAAGAGGUGCAUGCAAAGCUUGGAGAAGAGCUAUGGUUUACUGUUGGGGGUCAACACAUUCCUUUUGGUUCAUCUCCACAGGAUGUGUGGACUGAAUUGGGUCGGCCUUGUGGAGUCCACCAAAAGCAGGUUGAUCAAAUGGUUAUACACUCUGCUUCAGAUCCCCGCCCUCGGACCACUCUUUGUGGGGAUUACUUCUACAAUUACUUCUCUCGUGGUCUUGACAUACUGUUUGAUGGACAGACUCAUAAGAUCAAGAAGUUUGUUUUGCACACCAAUUUUCCAGGACACUCAGAUUUCAAUUCCUAUAUGAAAUGCAACUUUGUUAUUUAUGAUACUGAAAUUGAAGGAACACGGCAGCCUGGUAGUACUUCAAAGAAUUGCAUAACACCUACCACAAAGUGGGAACAAGUAAAGGAGAUUCUUGGAGAUGGCGGUCGUGCUGCAAUCCAGACACAGGGUUCUAUGAACAAUCCUUUUGGAUCAACUUUUGUUUAUGGCUACCAAAAUGUGGCUUUUGAGGUGAUGAAGAAUGGCUACAUAGCAACUGUUACUCUCUUCCAAUCAUAAGGGUGCUCGCAGGCAGUUUGCCGCGAACUCUUUAUCAUGCACCAAUGUGCCUUUAAUGUUGUAUAGCUCUGUACAGGAAUUAAUCUCUUAUUCAUAAAUAUGUAUCUUUUCUGUAAAUAAAUCGGACUUAACAGGAAAGUUUAUCUCUCAUGUGUUCAUCAUUUCAAUUACUCUGUUUCUUGUGAACUGUACAAUGUAAGAUCGAACCGUUGUAAGCAUGGAAAAGUAACCUCCCCAUUCCAUUAAGCAAAAUUUGGUAUUAUUAAGGCCUUUUUAAUUUUCA